CUCACCCAUGGACGACUCACUCGCUCAUCCAUCCUCUGAACUCAAAAAACCCCAACAGCCCAACGACGAUGUAGGAGAAGACCAAGAAGAAUCUGGUGAUGAAGACGAAGGUACCCUUGACUGGACAAAACUCCUUCCUGCCUCUGCCCGUCCGAUCAUCCCAAAGCGCGGCGAAAAAGAAUUCGAACCCUCCGUCGAGGGUGGUUCUAACCUCCAACAACACAUCCUCAAUCGAUCGCGGAAUGCCAUGUUUGACGCAUUGAAAGCUACGAGGACGAUAUCUCAGAAAUCCCUAUGUUACGGCAUCUACCACCCUUCACUCUCUCGCGUAUCGGUUCCGAUUGCUAGAGGUCAGGUUAUAAAUACGCUUGGGCAUUCUGUACCUCGACCUACGAUUCUUCCCGAUGGAAGCAACAAAAUCCAAAAAAGACUCGAGUUGUUACCGGAAGAAGCGAUAUAUCUUAUCGAACGAGGGUCGUUGUUUUGCUGGAAAGAAUCAGAUGUUGCCUACGGCGGAGAAAGUGAUAACUAUCCGUUUGAGAUUGUUGGAGGUGCACCGAUGGCGGUCCAACAAGCGUUUUCGGAGAUGAUUGGGAAGGAGGGGUUGAGUUUGGAAAAAUACCAGGUCUACUCAUACCUUAAACGCCUAGGCUACUCCAUCACACGUACACACCCACCAAACGAACACUAUCCAACUGCAGAUCCAUUUCCGUACAUGAAACUCCCCGUUGCUCCGCCUCACCCACAAACGAUCAUGAAAAGAGCACACGAAAUCUUCCGUAUCAUUCCGGAUUCCGUAUGCAAGGUUCUCAACUGGGUUUUAGGAAAGAGAGGGUUUACGUGGUGGCGUCCGUUGAGUUUUGGAAGAUGGAUAUGUGGGCGUGUGCGAUACGGAGACAUAUUCAAACAACUACGAUUCAUACCAGCCGGACAUUCCGUUCCUCUCUAUACCCCUCCUCAACCUAUCACCACGGAACCGCAAACGAAACCGGAAUCACCAUACAAAUUCUUUUACAACGUGUACAAACCCCCUACGCCGUUCAAGAAGAGUGCACCGGGUCCACCGGAUUAUCAGAUUGCCGUUGUCAACGCACGAACGACCCUAAUGCCAACCCUGCACGAGCUAACAGCCCUAUACGACAUAUCGCCUGAACUUCCAGUCCCGGUGCCCAAAUACAAAAGACCGUCACCUCCAGGUCAACCACCUCGUGGGCCCAAUCCGUUCAGUGCGUUACGAGCAGGUAAAAAAACCGUCGUUGUAGCUGUCGUUGAUGCAGGAAACGUGGGGUUUUUCAGGUUUGCACAGGGAGAGUGGGGAGAGUGGCCUAUGGUUUCUUGAAGAGGGCCGACUUUCGAAGC
This is a messenger RNA of Marasmius oreades (fairy-ring Marasmius), 1359 nucleotides long. RefSeq lists its product as uncharacterized. Gene Ontology annotation, cellular component: tRNA-intron endonuclease complex. NCBI's taxonomy places the organism in Eukaryota, Fungi, Basidiomycota, Agaricomycetes, Agaricales, Marasmiaceae. Bases 8 to 1339 code for a protein of 443 amino acids. The record is from RefSeq and is a predicted model, not a curated record. Gene Ontology annotation, biological process: tRNA-type intron splice site recognition and cleavage. The transcript is spliced from 5 exons.